Messenger RNA from Chara braunii, 1269 nucleotides. The record is from the annotation of a GenBank genome assembly. NCBI's taxonomy places the organism in Eukaryota, Viridiplantae, Streptophyta, Charophyceae, Charales, Characeae.
AGAGAGAGAGAGAGAGAGAGAGAGAGAAGGGAGCGUGAAUGGAAGGCGAGGUAGGAGUGAGAAGUGUUGGCUGGGAAUGGGGGGGCGAUAGAGGGAAGGAAGGGGUGGAGAUAGAGGAAGCAGGGAGGAAGGGAGGGGUCUGUAACGCCUCUGCUGGGGUCAAUCAUUGGGAGAAUCAGGACCUAGAGGAGAGGUUGCGCGCGCUGCGAGUGACCCCAGCUACGUCCCCCAUGUGUGUGGCUGAGUGGAGCACAUCUUCGUCAUCGUCGUCUUCCUCUCCUGAGUCACUUGUGAACGGCGGAGCGAGAAUUAUAGACUGCGGCGGCGCCGCCGCCGCAGGCGGUGGGGGAGAAGCUCCCCUUCUCCCCACCGUGUCUGUUUCGCAGCCGCCGAGUGUUUCGAGCGUUAGGGUACUAUUGGCGAAGCCAUGUGAUGGCGGCGGCGGCGGCGGAGGAGGCGGCGGAGGUGUUGGUGCGGCUGGUAGUGUUGUCGGUGAUGGAGCAGUUCAGGUUGUGAAGGGAUUGUUAUUGCACGACAAUAGAAGAGGUGGGGAGGGCGUGACAGGGCGGCGGAAGGAGGUAGGUGGCGACAGCUCCAUUCCCAUGGCUGCAGUGGGAGCGGGCUCGACAGGUCUGAAGGUCGAGGUGGAGACGAAUGCGCUGUCACUCGACGGCGCACUCUUGGCUUCUUUCGGCUCAGCAGAAGGCGGCGCUGACGAUUCUGGAAGCGGCGCUAGUGGUUUCAAUGGCAGCGGUGAUGGCAGAAACAACGGAGUAGUAAGCAAGGAGGAUCAGGUGGACUCGUUUUUAAGGGAGGCAUUACAGAAUCCCCGUGAUCGACUUAAGAGUAAGAACGACUCGUACACUCUUUAUGUUAUGGCACUUUCUCUUCUUGCUCUUGAGUGUGGUUUCUUAGCAUGUGAUUGUGAUGCUUGCUGGUGACAUAACAAGAGGCGUCUGUCGAAUCUCCCUCGAGACGCAAGUUUUCUCGCGCUGUCGUCGUUUUUUGCGCCGUUUUUGUCGCCGUCUCGAUGCUCAAACAAGCAACACAGAUAAACAGUGGAGCUGAAAUCGGGAAAAAUAGAUGGCAUCGCUUUCUCACAGUGGUGGGAGUCUUUUCGUACUGCGAUGGAGGCAUAAUUGAAUCAAAAGUAGGUGGAUUGUGUCUACUAGCCGAGUUGGGUACUUUGUCCUUGAACUGUUGAAAUGCGGACCUGUGCUCAAAUUCUACAUGGAAUUCGAUGAGGCCAGAUAAAUGAAUCGAACGUAU